GUGAAGUGCAUUUUAGAGCUGCCGAACGCAAAAAGGAAAAUUUUUAGUUUUAUUUGCGUGCAAUUCGACUUUUAAUUUAAUUUUGGGCCCCAAAAACGUGAAAAACAAAUCAAAUGGAGACGCACCGGGAAGCGAUUCAAAAACAAAUCCAUCAAGAUUGGGCCAACCGGGAGUACAUCGAGGUGAUUACGGCCAGUAUCAAGCGAAUUACCGACUUCUUGAACUCUUUCGACAUGAGCUGUCGGUCGCGACUGGCCGUUCUGAACGAGAAGCUCACUACACUGGAACGGCGGAUCGACUAUCUGGAAGCGUGCGUGACCAAGGGGGAAACUCUGCAAUAGUUACAUUUCUCCGUGCUGGGGAUGAAGGGUUCCGAAGUGGAAACCCGUUUGGUAAGUGAGAGCUAUUAUAAAGUAAGAUUUAGAUUUCUAAGGAAAAUAUUGUACGCGAGGUAGAUCAUAAAAAAUAAACAUUCGAAAUUCUAUA
Messenger RNA from Sabethes cyaneus, 486 nucleotides. RefSeq names its product probable protein BRICK1-B (gene HSPC300). Lineage: Eukaryota; Metazoa; Arthropoda; Insecta; Diptera; Culicidae. Gene Ontology annotation, molecular function: protein-containing complex binding. Gene Ontology annotation, biological process: regulation of actin polymerization or depolymerization; cell motility; actin filament organization. The transcript is spliced from 2 exons. The record is from RefSeq and is a predicted model, not a curated record. The coding region runs from base 114 to 341 and encodes 75 amino acids. Gene Ontology annotation, cellular component: SCAR complex.